This is a messenger RNA of Notolabrus celidotus (New Zealand spotty), 3466 nucleotides long. RefSeq names its product IKAROS family zinc finger 5 (gene ikzf5). Gene Ontology annotation, molecular function: DNA-binding transcription factor activity; RNA polymerase II cis-regulatory region sequence-specific DNA binding. The record is from RefSeq and is a predicted model, not a curated record. Bases 468 to 1739 code for a protein of 423 amino acids. NCBI's taxonomy places the organism in Eukaryota, Metazoa, Chordata, Actinopteri, Labriformes, Labridae. Gene Ontology annotation, biological process: regulation of transcription by RNA polymerase II. The transcript is spliced from 4 exons.
AUAGUAAAAUUGUUACCGGACGGAUUUUAUCGGCGCACACUAAGUGAACUUUCACCCCCGAUCUGGUUUAUUGUUUUGAUUUAGCAGGCUGUCUCUCCGUGUGGGCGAACAGGAUUGAAAACAAAAUACACUUGUCACCGUCGAGGAUUUAAACAAAUCACGGUAGAAAAUAAUGAGUGUGUCAAGUAGAUACCGACGAUCCUGUUGACAAAUAUGCUUUCUUCAUGAUAGGCUAGCGUACGUAGCUUUGGUAACAACAUGACGAUGAUGCUGAGCGGUGUGUAGGAGCGACCCAGACAUUGGAUUGUGCUGAUUUCCUGCUUGUCAAUCAGAGAUUCUGAGGAUUAUCUUGUCUUUGUGUCUGGAUAGCAACAAAACAGCCUCCCUAACCAAACAAAACAAAUCACAUUCAGCCGAAAGUUAAAGAGUAAUUGUGCUGGACUGGAAAUCUGCAGCACUAUAAUUCAAUGGGUGAAGAAAAACCGGACACGCUGGAUUUCGUGAAGGAUUUUCAGGAGUAUCUGAGCCAGCAGACUCAACAUGUCAACAUGAUAUCAGGCUCUGUUAGUGGUGUGAAGGAGGUGGACGAGAUGCCACCAGACUGCAGUCAGAAUGGACUGGAUCACCCCUCUGUGGACAUGUCACUGGAGGACAGCACAGGGAUCCUAGUGGAUGGUUUUGAGAGGACCUACGAUGGCAAGCUUAAGUGCCGUUACUGCAACUAUGCCACCAGAGGAACAGCAAGGCUCAUUGAGCACAUCCGAAUACACACAGGAGAGAAACCUCACCGCUGCCACCUCUGCCCAUUUGCCUCGGCCUACGAGCGCCACCUGGAAGCCCACAUGAGGUCCCACACAGGCGAGAAGCCAUAUAAGUGUGAGCUGUGCUCCUUCCGCUGCAGCGAUCGUAGCAACCUGUCCCACCAUCGCCGGCGACGCCACAAACUCCUUCCAAUGAAAGGUGCUCGCUCUCUCUCCCACAAGAAAAUGCUUAGUGUUUUACAGAAGAAGGCCAGCUCUCUGGGCUAUGGCCGACGACUCCUCAUCAACUUCAGCCCCCCUUCUAUGGUGGUGCACAAGGCGGACAAUGUGAAUGACUUCUCCCAUGAGCUGCCUCACUUGCGUCAGGAAACAUAUGAUAAUCAGAGUCGAGCAGUGGAGGAUGGGCACUCAACAAAUCAAAACCACCAUCAUCAUGAUAUGGUUAUGGAUAACCCCCUGAACCAGCUGUCUACCCUGGCAGGCCAGUUGGCCAGCCUUCCUUCUGAGUCCCAGGCCCAGACUCAGCCUCCCAUGUCUCCGGGAGCAGAAUCUAUCGUGGAUGAGAAGCCCUUCCUCAUCCAACAGCCCCACCCUGCCACCGCUCCUGUUGCUGUCACGGCCAGCAUGGCCCACGCUUCCUCCUCUUCCCCAAUCACCCCAGAGCCGCGGGCUCCUCCCCACAGCAAUUGCAGCCCAGGAGGGGGACCCUGCAGCGAGCAUAGUGGGCGCACCAGUACCCCUAGUAUCUCCAACAGUCAACCCAGUACACCAGCCCCUGGCCUGUCUGCCCCACUUCAGGACCCCCAUAUGCUGCAUCACUGCCAGCACUGUGAUAUCUACUUCCCCGACAAUAUCCUCUACACCAUCCACAUGGGCUGCCAUGGGUAUGAGAACCCAUUUCAGUGCAACAUCUGUGGCCACAAGUGCAAGAGCAAGUAUGACUUUGCCUGCCACUUUGCCCGUGGGCAGCACAAGUGAAGGAUAAGUGAAGAAAACUGAAUGAACUUUCAAUGGACAGCUUGUUAUUUUUAUUUCAUAGCAAUUUUAUUUAUUGGUCUUAUACUUGGCCUUGAUGUAGCCUAGCCUUUGAAUGAUGUACUCAUACAGGAAGAUGGACACAGUCAGAUGGUUUCUUUUUGUAUGGUGCCCAUUCAAGUGUAUUGUAAAGAAGUGAUCAGUGUUUCAGAAGGUUGAGAAUUUAUUUGUGGUGGUGGAGGGAGGCUCAUUAUUAUCUAAUCUGUCAUCAACAUUAAGUAGUAAAACAACCAUUCACAUAGCCAGAUUAAGGAGCUAGUGGGUGCACAAAUACACAACAUUCCUUAUUUGUCAGGUUUAUCAUUUUGUUCCCUGGGGGAAUUGAUGAGAGAAGCUCAGGAAUGAGAAAAGUAAUGGUGUUCUUCUGAGCCUCCCAUAAGAACAUUAUGAACACAUUUUUAAAAAGUGGAUACUGAAAGAUAUACAAUCACUGUUGGGCAUGCCAGAGCAGCCAGUUGGCUCUCAUUUUCCGGAGCUUGUCCCUUUAAGAUGUACUAGGUGCUACACAAAUAUAUAAACCUUUUUUUUUUUUUACCAUGUGAGCCACCCAAAUAAGUUCUCAACACUCCUGUAGUUACAUCCAAAGAUUGGGCACGAUGAUUAUAUAACACAGGAGUGGACCUGUUGACCUGGAGUGAUCUUACUUUAGCCUUGUUGAAAUUACUUGAGUGGUUGAUGCAUUACUACUCUUUCUUUGCAGUGCCUGACAUGGUCACUUUUCUUGUGUGGCCAAGACAGAGAGGACUGUUAUUUUGAAGUUUAAUAGAUAUUAUCACAAAUUUCCUCUUCUUGCUGUAAUGGAUAGGCCCGGAGCCUUUGACAGAAAAGGUUGGCCGUUGUAGUUUUCUAUGGUAGCCACGAUUUGCCAAAACUCUGUUCCAUGAAUGCUGCUAAAGAAACUUUGGGAUCAAAACUAAAAGGAAGGUAUCUUACAGUGAAAAGCUGACCAGACUUUGUAUCAGUGAGUUCGUUUUGGUCAGCCAAUCAAGUUGUGAAACUAGAUUUUGUAGAAGUUGUGUUUUUGAAAUCCCUCCACACAGUGCCCUUCUUCAUCAGUUUCACCAGUUUUGUUUAAAAGCUUUAUCGUAUCCAUUUAGUUCAUCAUCUCACACUUGGACCUUUUGAUAUUGUAAGAAGUCACUUUGAUAUCCAGUAUCUCCAUGUUUAGGACAGAAUCACAAAGUCUUGUGUCUCAUGUGAACACUUUCAGAAUUGUGACGUAGCACCAGGGAUGCCAUGUUUCAGCCUUUGUGGUGACACUCACUGAGAUUCCCCCGUUGGAUCCCUUUCUGAAUAUUUAUUACUGAGUAUUGUAUUCUGAGUGGUUGGAUAGAUGUUCAGUGUCAAAAAAGCAAAACAUGAUGCAGUAAGACUGCUUCUUUAGUAAGAUUGUUCUUUGUAUUGGGUACUGUUGUCUGUUGCUUGGCAACACACGUGGAGAAAAUAGUUACUGUUUUUAGGACCACCUCCUCGUCACCAUGCUUACCAGUAAUAGGGGCAUCCAGUAAUGACUGCCUUAUGUUGUCUCAGUGUGUUGUAGGCUCAUAGGUAAUGGUGAAUGUCGAAGCCUGUUGGCGAUCACUCUCUCCCUCUGGGAUGGCAAAUCAUUUUAUUGUGACACAGUUUAAUCAAACUAAUUUAUAAGUAAAGUGUUUUCUAACUGAGCUGUG